Messenger RNA from Effrenium voratum, 1119 nucleotides. Lineage: Eukaryota; Dinophyceae; Suessiales; Symbiodiniaceae. The record is from the annotation of a GenBank genome assembly.
AUGGCGGUUUCCGACGUCUCGGAUCUGUUUCGACUCAUCGAUGCCUCCGAUGCAGCACCUGGACGUAAGCGGCGCACCGGUUUCGAGGGAUUCAGCUGUUGCAAGCGCCGACGCGUGGCGCCGCGCACGUUCAUUUUUUGCGAGCUGGUGCUCAAUGAAGAUGAGCUGACGGCGCGGAUCUUGGGCUAUGCAUCGCCUGGUGCCUUGCAGAUGCUGGGCAUGACGAACAAGCUCUGGCAAAAGCGAGCCUAUGCCUUGGCGUCGGCGGUGCAGGUAGAUAUGAACUCCUGGCCCUUUGCACUCACCGAGCUGCGUGAUGCAAGGAAGAUCUUCCGCCUCGAAUUGUCGAGUCUUGAUGAGCUUGAUGGCUUCAAAGAGCAGCAACUGAAGGAUUCGAAAGUCACCGAUGCCGACCUUUCUGCGGCAUUGAGGAGAUUCGGAUCAACACAGGUGGCUGGACUGGUGCUGAGCAGCUCCAAGCUGAGCUCCUCCGCAACCAGCCAGGCCUUGGCCACUUUUCACAGCAACCUCCAGGAGCUGUGUCUGAGUGGAUCAAACUUGGGGGCGGAGGUCCAGAGCGCUCUGGAUCGCUGCGUCCGGCUGAAGCUUUUGCAUUUGGACAGGGUGCAGGUGUCGCCGCCCUGCGCAGCCAAAGACUUGCAAGAGCUGAUUCUGGGCGAGCGGGUCAUUUCAUCCUCCUGGCGGAUUGGGCAAUUCCAGAACCUGAGGGUCUUGAACUGCUCUCACCGCUCGACCAGCGGCUUGCUGCCCUUGGAAGCUUAUCGAUUCAUCCUGGAGGCUUUCUGUCACUGUCACAACUUGGAGGAGAUCAACAUCUACAAUGCCACCCAGGUGACCAACGAGAUGCUGGCGGUUCUGGUGCGCGGCUGCCCGCGUCUGCGGCGCUUCAGCGGGUGCCUCACCGCGCCCUUGAGCCGCUUCGCGCUGGUGGACUCGCUGCGCCAGGUGGACUUCCCGCUUCCCGACGGCGAACGGAAGGUGCCUGCCUUGGAUCUGAGCCCGGAGGUUGCGAGAGCCUUCGAGGCCCAUUUCGCAUCAGCCCACAUCUUCAUCGACAACGUGUGGGCGGAGCGAUUGGAAGAAGACAGCGACGUGUGA